This is a messenger RNA of Funneliformis geosporum, 279 nucleotides long. Lineage: Eukaryota; Fungi; Glomeromycota; Glomeromycetes; Glomerales; Glomeraceae. The record is from the annotation of a GenBank genome assembly.
AUGUCUGAAUCUUUAAAAGAAUUAACCUCUGCUGAUUGGAUUAAUAGAUCAUGGAAUGCAGUUGAUAUUAGUUUAAUCCAAAGAUCUUUUAAAUGCUAUAGCAUUUCUAACAAACGUGAUGGAACAGAAGAUGAUUGGAUUUUUAAUUAUGAACAUCUUGAACAAGCAAAAUCAAAUGAUGAAGUAGAAAUUUUAGAUGAUAUUAAUGAAGAUGAUAGAAGUAAUGAUAUUAAUGAUAAUCAUUAUGAGGAGGGAGAUUAUGAUAAUGAAUGGAUUUAA